GUGCCGAAAUCCUCUUGCGACACUUUGGAAAUGCCCUUCGUGUGGUUUUGUAGUUCCUGCUUCCGACACGCCGUCCGUCAGCACCAUUCAGAGAGGCCGGCCGUCACCACCGCCUUUCUCCGCUUAGAUUUUUACCACUACGGCCUUUCGCGGCUGUUCUGUUCUCACGUCGGCGAUUUUCGCCGCAUCGUUCGGUCCUCGCCUCGCCACCCGCCUGGGCCAGCCGUCUUCACUGACGCCGGCUACACAAAGCGGCGAUCGCCAUCCCUGCGCCGUCUGUGGCCUCAUCCCUAUCCGCUUGAAGCGCCGUCAGCCGGCUGGCCAUCUUUACUGACGCCGGCUACAGAAGCGAUCGCACACACCCGUCCCUGACCCGUCGUUGAGGCCCCAUCCGCAUCCACACUCAUUCGCCGUCAGCCGACCAGCCGUCAGCCGACCAGACGUCAGCCGGCCAGCCGUCAGCCAGCCAGCCGCCUUCAUUGGAAGACGCUACAGAAGCGGCGCAUUAUCCAGAACCUUCCCGAAUUGGAUUUCUGCAUGCCCCCAUUCGUCGGAGCUCCCCCCCGGCGCUCCUAGAGGCGCCUCUUAGGAGAUUCCCGCGUGCACCCGUUUCGAGACUCUACGCGGCGCCUCUUCCAGCGAUGGCCGACAUUCCCACCGCGGUGCUGCUGAGGGUGAUGAGGGAGGAGGUGGCGGCAAUCACAGCGCUGAAGCACAAGAUCCGAGAGAAGCUGCACGUGCUGCAGGUGGAUGAGGCGAGUAUGAUGGAGAUCCUAGCAGAAGCAGAGGCACCGCCUGCAGUCAGAGCAGCAGCGGCAGCACGGGCAGCUGCGGACAGGCAGAGGGGCUCUGGUGGCUUGGAGGAGAGAGAAGACGGGGGAGGGCAUGGGGGAAGGGAAUGGGGAGAGGAAGGGGGAGAGGACGGGGGAGAGGACGGGGGAGAGGAGAUGAGUUUGGAUGAUCUGGUGGCUGAUUUGGCGGAAGAGCUAGAGAGGGAGAUGGGGGAUGGUGCAGGGGGUGAGGAGCAUGGUGCAGGGGGUGAGGAGCAUGGUGCAGGCGAUGAGGAGCAUGGUGCAGGCGAUGAGGGGGAUCACGGGGUUAUAAGCAGUGGGGGAGGUGGGGAAGGUGAGGCAGGUGGGGGACGGCACUUGAUGGAAGGGACGGAGUGGGAGAUGGCGGGUUGUGUGGGAGAUGAGGGGGGUUGUGUGGGAGAUGAGGGGGGUUGUGUGGGAGAUGAGGGGGGUUGUGUGGGAGAUGAGGGGGGUUGUGUGGGAGAUGAGGGGGGUUGUGUGGGAGAUGAGGGGGGUUGUGUGGGAGAUGAGGGGGGUUGUGUGGGAGAUGAGGGGGGUUGUGGGGACGUAUGCAGUGGGGAUGUUGGGGAAGGGCACUUGGCGGGAGGUGUGGAGAAAGAGAUGGGGGAUGGUGUGGGGGAUGCAGGAGAUGGGGGGGAUGGGGGAGUAGGAGAGGGAGCCAAAGAGGUGGAGAGGGGGGUGGGGGUGGGGGAAGCUGCUGAGGAUGGAGUAGGUGGCGAUGAUGGGGGUGAUGGGGGUGAUGGGGGUGAUGGGGGUGAUGGGGGUGAUGGGGGUGAUGGGGGUGAUGGGGGUGAUGGGGGUGAUGGGGGUGAUGGGGGUGAUGGGGGUGAUGGGGGUGAUGGGGGUGAUGGGGGUGAUGGGGGUGAUGGGGGUGAUGGGGUGAUGGGGGUGAUGGGGGUGAUGGGGGUGAUGGGGGUGAUGGGGGUGAUGGGGGUGAUGGGGGUGAUGGGGGUGAUGGGGGUGAUGGGGGUGAUGGGGGUGAUGGGGGUGAUGGGGGUGAUGGGGGUGAUGGGGGUGAUGGGGGUGAUGGGGGUGAUGGGGGUGAUGGGGGUGAUGGGGGUGAUGGGGGUGAUGGGGGUGAUGGGGGUGAUGGGGGUGAUGGGGGUGAUGGGGGUGAUGGGGGUGAUGGGGGUGAUGGGGGUGAUGGGGGUGAUGGGGGUGAUGGGGGUGAUGGGGGUGAUGGGGGUGAUGGGGGUGAUGGGGGUGAUGGGGGUGAUGGGGGUGAUGGGGGUGAUGGGGGUGAUGGGGGUGAUGGGGGAUGACGAUGGAGGGACGAAGCGAGAGGAGAAAGGGGAGGAACAGGGAAGAGAAGACGAGGGGGGGCAAGGGGGGGAGCAGCAGGCAUAACACGAAGUCGAAGGGAGAGUGGGUGUUGAUGGUGCUGAUGGUGACGGUAACAAUGUGACGAGGAGAGUGUUGCUGGGCUGUGAGGCUGGCCGCAUGGGCUCUGCAGGAAUUCACCCUUGUGCGGCUGGAGAGGGGAACAAGGGGGCGACGAGAGUGUGGUGAUGAUUGCUGGGAGCCUGAGGAGCAGGCGGAGCAGGAGGCGCAGGGGAGGCAGGGAGGGCAGCGGGAGCAGGGGGAGCUGGGGGAGCACCGGGCUGGACGCGCUGACCAUGAAGUGCCUACUUUUGGCUACGUGCCACUGACAGCAUCACGUUCAUUCGCGCCUCAUAGUUAAAGUUGCAGCAUUGUAGUUCUGAUGCUACUUUGUAAGAAAGCUCCCUAAGGCCAGAACCAUUCUGGACAACAAGAGGGACAAUUGUACCAUUUUGUUUACUUG
This is a messenger RNA of Closterium sp. NIES-67, 2595 nucleotides long. The record is from the annotation of a GenBank genome assembly. Lineage: Eukaryota; Viridiplantae; Streptophyta; Zygnematophyceae; Desmidiales; Closteriaceae.